CAUUAUUAAUAAUAAUGAAUUUUGGAUAAAUUUUGAAUUAUUUCAUACAUUAUUAAAACUAUAUAAUUAUGUUAUAAAAAUUCUUGAAACUGAACCGGCUAUAUUGGAUCAAGUGGCUGCAUCAUAG
Messenger RNA from Cetraspora pellucida, 127 nucleotides. Lineage: Eukaryota; Fungi; Glomeromycota; Glomeromycetes; Diversisporales; Gigasporaceae. The record is from the annotation of a GenBank genome assembly.